UUGUAGAUAACAAAGCCAUUUAGAUACAAGUAUCAAGGCAUAUCCCUGCACAAGAACUAUAUUAGGAUGCCCCCAGCUUUAGCAUGGACAGACAAGAAAUAAGAGGACAAGAGGAGCUGCCCCUUUUUGUGUGAUCUGUGCAAAGUCAGAGGCAAGCACAGUCCAUGCAUUGGGGAAGGCUGGGGCAGGUUCCCUUGCACACGAAGCUGUGGAAACCUCCCUGAAGAAGGCAGAGCAAUGAAAUAUCAAGAUCAUUGCAAGAAAUGUUGACUCUUACUAUUUAUCUGCUGGUCAUCUUGGCUCAAGCUCUUGCGGGGCCUUGCAGUCCAAAUAAAGCAGAUGUAAUUCUGGUAUACUGCUAUCCUAAAACCAUCAUUACCAAAAUUCCGGAGUGUCCUUACGGAUGGGAGGUUAAUCAGCUCGCACUUGGAGGCAUUUGCUACAAUGGAAUCCACGAUUCAGGGUAUUACCAAUUCACAAUCCCAGACUUGUCACCUAAAAACAAAUCAUACUGUGGGACACAGUCAGAGUUCAAGAAUCCUGUUUAUCACUUCUACAACUCCAUCAUCUCCAAUGACUCCUCAAUAAUUGUGAAGAGCCAGCCUGUGAAUUACUCAUUCACCUGCACAUACAACGCCAACUACCUGGUCAACCAGGCUGCCUUUGACCAAAGGGUGGCCACCAUCCAUGUGAAGAAUGGGAGCUCCGGCUCGUUUGAAAGUCAGUUGUCCCUCAACUUCUACUCUAAUGCCAAGUUUUCAAGUAUAAAAGAAGCCCCUUUCAUCGUUGAAACAUCAGAAAUUGGUUCUGACAUAUUUUCUGGAGUGGAAGCUAAGGGAUUAAGUGACAGGUUCAAAGUGGUUCUCAACAACUGCUGGGCAACUCCCUCCUCAGAGUAUUUCUACCAGAUCCAUUGGCCUCUGAUCACCAAGGGGUGUGCCACAGACAGCUCCAUACUGGUGCAUGAGAAUGGGAAAACGAGCCGAGCAACAUUCCAGUUCAAUGCUUUCCGCUUCCGUAACAUCCCCAAGCUGUCCAAGGUCUGGCUGCACUGCGAGACACACAUCUGUGACAGUGAGAAGUUCUCCUGCCCGGUGACAUGCGACAAACGAAAGCAGCGCAUGGAACAGACCGGAGGUGUUUUAAUGGCGGAGAUCACUGUACGCAGAUACGCUUUAUCCAGUGCCCUUUCUGACAGGAAUAAGUUCCCAGUGCUGCGGAGAAAAACAUAAACUGGGGCUGCACUCAGCCAUACCAGGUCCCAGAUUAUGUCCGUCACAUGCAGGGAGGACAGAGUUGAUGGGUGCAGUCACCCUGCUUGCUCUCAACAUACAGCUCACAAACCUGCCUCACAGAAACUUUUUAAUAGGUAUCUGUGGGUCAGAACCCAGGAAGUCCUUGUUUUGACUUACCUCUAAAAGCAAAUGGUUUAUCCACGAAAACUGGGGUUUCUUUUGUU
Molecule: messenger RNA, 1459 nt
Organism: Pezoporus flaviventris
Lineage: Eukaryota; Metazoa; Chordata; Aves; Psittaciformes; Psittacidae
Gene: TECTB
Product: tectorin beta
Exons: 10
Coding region: 264-1232 (322 amino acids)
Cellular component (GO): cell surface
Source: RefSeq, a predicted model, not a curated record